Molecule: messenger RNA, 858 nt
Organism: Symbiodinium sp. CCMP2592
Lineage: Eukaryota; Dinophyceae; Suessiales; Symbiodiniaceae
Source: the annotation of a GenBank genome assembly
AUGACGGGACCACGGGGUCUGCGUGGCUUGGUGCUGAGUCUGCUUGCGCUUACAGCCGUUUGGCAGACUUCCACCUGGUUCUUUGUUGGAGGCUUGCAGUCAGUCGCGCCAAGGGGCGUGGCGCUGCGCUCAGUGGCCAUCUCGGAUGUGAAGGAUGUGACGACUGAGGUGCGUGGCGAGGAAGGCACGUCCACUUAUCGGAAGUUCUUCCUAACCGGCGACCAGGAGAUAUCGCCCUGGCACGACCUGCCCCUCGAGACCGAGGAGAAUGGCGUCUAUUGGAUGGUCACCGAGAUUCCAAAGAAUACAAAGAGCAAGAUGGAGAUCGCGACGAAGGAGUCGUCCAACCCCAUUGCCCAAGACACGAAGAAGGGCAAGCUCCGCGAGUACCACGGUCCCAUCUACUGGAACUACGGCUACUUGCCUCAGACUUGGGAGGAUCCCAAUGUCGAGCAUCCAGACCUCAAGGUCAAGGGCGACAACGAUCCCGUGGACGUGGUGGAGAUCGGCUCCCGGACGAACUUUCAAGGCGAAAUCUCCAAGGUGAAGGUCCUGGGAGCUCUCGCGAUGAUCGACGAUGGGGAGCUGGACUGGAAGAUUCUAGCAAUUGCCGCUGACGAUCCGAUGGCUUCUGAACUGGAAAACGUCGCGGACGUGGAUGCGAAGAUGCCGGGCGUGAUCUCAGGCAUCCGCGAAUGGUUCCGAUGGUACAAGACGCCAGAUGGCAAGCCUCUGAACGCCUUCGGCUUCGACGAGGCUCCGUUGGAUCAGGGGGCCGCCCUGGAGGUCAUCAGCGAAACCCAUGGCUAUUGGAAGCAGCUUCGACAGUCGAAGAGUGACGACCUUUGGGUGGGAUAA